Patiria miniata (bat star) is the source of this 2626-nucleotide messenger RNA. RefSeq names its product zinc metalloproteinase-disintegrin jerdonitin-like. The record is from RefSeq and is a predicted model, not a curated record. Lineage: Eukaryota; Metazoa; Echinodermata; Asteroidea; Valvatida; Asterinidae. The coding region runs from base 48 to 995 and encodes 315 amino acids. The transcript is spliced from 10 exons.
UACCGGGACUAGUUUGCAACAGGACGAAGAGACAUCAACUGUUCACCAUGGCUGCUCGGAAUCUGCUGGUCGGCUUGGCUGUUGUUGCCGUUUUGAUGAACCAAUCCUUGUCUUUGGAAUUACUUGACGAAAGUGCGAUUCAACGUUUAUUUGAAGUUGACAGCAUUGAGAAAGCCCCGGAACAUGAGCUUGUCUACCCCCGAGUGGUGACGGAAAAGGGCGCUUUUGCCGUCACUGGCGACGCGCUCAGCUCGGAUACCUUGCGGCUGACAUUCCAAGCCUUCGGUGAGGAUUUCGACCUGUGGCUCAAGCGGGACGACUUCGGCAUCGCACCGGACUUCGAAAUGAGGGUGAUAUCUAAGGAGGGUACCCGACAACAACCGAUCCGAACCGACUGUUUGUACUCGGGCAAAUGGAACAUGGAUCCUACAUCCCUGGUCACCGCAGAAACCAGCGAUGGUUUGCAUGUCAUGAUUCACGGGAAGGGCGGACCUAUCUACGUCACGCCCUUGAAGGAUCAACCACCAAGCAACAGGGGGCUCGGCCUAGCCCACGUUGCCUACAAAGGCAGCAAUGAAAUCCAUUGUGCUACUGACAAUACCAUGGGUCCUGCCAGAUUUACCAGCUUAAACUCUGCAUCCAAGCCUGCUCGACAUGCUUCGCAAAAAGUACUGGAACUAGCGAUGUAUUCUGAUUACGAGUUGUACUCGAAACAUGGGGCUGAUACCGGCAUGAAAAUACUCAGGCUCUACGCAGCGGUUGCUGGGCUCCUCGAACUGCCAUCCCUCUCCAGUGGUAAUCUCAUGGUGAAACUUACCAGCGGUGGAGUGAUCAUGAUUCUAAUGAGUUGCAGACUUCAACCGAUCUUAACGAUUCAUUGGAUAAGUGUGCAGUCCAUGCAAAAGCCAACAGGAAAGCUCCCGGUGUGCAGUUCCACUUUGACAACGCUGCUUACAUAUCAGGGUUCGACUUAUCCGGAAUGUACACGGGCUUAGGAUACGUUGGUGUAUGUGGAAAUGACUACAGCGUAUCGAUAUCCGAGUAUUUCGGGCCGGAGGGCAAUGCCGCUGUAGUAGCCCAUGAGAUAGGACACAAUUUGGGAUGUCCGCACGACGCUGACCCAUGUAGUUAUACGGAUUACAUCAUGGCAUCGGUUAUGGAUCCGAGUGCCUCAGAAUGGUCGACUUGUAGCAAGAGUUACUACAAUACCUUCGUGGGGUCCGCAAAGGAUGAUAACGGUGUAGCCUGCUAUGACGACGGUGGCUGGUAAACUGGAGAGGCGUGACGUCAUACCAAGCGUUCUUCCGAUGCGACCGCUGUUGCGUCACAGUGCAAAAUCUUUAAAAUUCGUUUACUUUAAGAGUUGUUAGAUUAUGACAAAAGUGCAUGUGCAUUAUUACUUUUUGUCUGACAGUUUAAUGGUGGCAGGUAAUUUAAUUUAAUACGCACUCUUCAAUUAUCUACAGGCAUAUUAACAUUAGGUAUUAUAAGCGUAUAAGGGUAUCGAUAAGGGCUUGACUUGUUAACUGUUUUGGUAAUAAUUCCGCUAAUUAAUAAUUACGAAUUAUACGAUUUACACCUUUAUGUAAUGAUGUUAUCAUCUUCCGCAACCCAGAACCAGUGGCGUCACUAUACGAGGGAGGUGGGAAUGGUGGGGGUGCCACGGGGAGCGCUCGAUCCCCCCCUCCUCCUCCCCCCCGGUUGCCCGUGCCCCAUUAAAAUCUUAAAUUAAACCACAACAGUAAGUCAUUUGUUUCAGCCCCCCCCCCCGUUUGAAAAAUCAUUUUUAUGCAUUCUCGGGUUCCCCUCUCUCCCAAGUUUAACUCUAGUGACGCCACUACCUGGGAUUUUGGAUUUGGUUUUUACUUUUGAUUUUCUUUUCAUCGAGGGUUUGGAUUUUAAUGUGUUGAGUUGUGCUCAAGGGGUUUGGUAUCAAUUUGUGUCAGUACUAUUUUGUUGGAAAUGUAGCUAGUGAGUUUGGUUCCAUUUAGAGGGACACUAAGAGUGCAUUGCAUUUUAAAAGGAACGCCUUGCGGUAAGAAUACAAUUUGCCAAAAAUACAGAUUCACACAAAGUUCAUGUCAUUUGAUAGCUGUUCGUUUUGACCAUGCCACAGGCUGGAGACGGAACUUGAUAUCCCCCUAUGCCAGAUUUUGAUGUAACUUAUUGAUGGUGGAAUCAUCUUUCUACCCCCGCAGCUUUGUUUAGGCAGAAGUGGAAUACUUUAACUAACUACUAUCCUUCUGAGCAAGAGAACAAAAUAAAUCAACACCGACGUUUCACAUCGCAAUUUACUUGUCAACUUGGUGUGCGCUUUAAUUCAGUUUCAAACUAGUCUCGAUAUCUGGUUGGAAUAGGCACUUGCAGAAUUAAAAAAACAAGGCAUAUUUUCCAAUAUAAAACAAAAAUGCACAGAGGCGUUACCAGCUUGGGUGGGGCGUGGGGCGGUACAGUAAGUUUUUUGUUAAAAGAAGAGUGCCCUUUUUCACAAGUGCCCUUUUUUUCACGUGUUUUAUUUUUUAAAGAGUGCCCUUUUUUAUGUCAUGCGAACUUUGAAAAUUGACCUUUUUACUGAUACAAUUAUAGUUAUGCACGCACGCGCAUAAAUGGGCCUGGUGGCAAAAAG